Molecule: messenger RNA, 972 nt
Organism: Diceros bicornis minor
Lineage: Eukaryota; Metazoa; Chordata; Mammalia; Perissodactyla; Rhinocerotidae
Product: olfactory receptor 5AC2-like
Biological process (GO): sensory perception of smell; G protein-coupled receptor signaling pathway
Cellular component (GO): membrane
Molecular function (GO): G protein-coupled receptor activity; olfactory receptor activity; odorant binding
Source: RefSeq, a predicted model, not a curated record
AUGAUGGAGGCAAACAAGACUCUGGUGACCGAGUUUGUUCUCACGGGACUUACAGAGUGUCCAGGGCUGCAGGUCCCCCUGUUCCUGGUGUUCUUGGUCACCUACCUCACCACCGUGUUGGGCAACCUCGGACUGGUGGCUCUCAUCUGGAAGGACCCCCGUCUACACAGCCCCAUGUUCUUAUUCCUUGGCAGCUUAGUCUUUGCAGAUGCUUGUUCUUCAUCCUCGGUGACCCCCAGGUUGCUUGUUAGCAUCUUAGACAAGACUCAAAUGAUAUCCCUCUUUGAGUGCAUGGCCCAGUACUAUUUUUUUGGUUCCAGUGCCACCACAGAGUGUCUGCUCCUGGUGGCGAUGGCCUAUGACCGCUGUGUAGCCAUAUGCAACCCCUUGCUUUACCCAGUGAUGAUGUCCAACAGGCUCUGCGCUUGGCUGAUAAGUGUGUCAUAUGUCACUGGUUUUCUGCAUCCCCUAGUUCAUGUGGGAUUAUUAUCUAGAUUAACCUUCUGCAAGUCCAAUGUAAUACAUCAUUUCUACUGUGAAAUCUUGCCACUAUAUACAAUUUCUUGCAGACCAUCUAUGAAUGCAUUGGUGGUUUUCAUUUUUGCCACUUUUAUACAAGCUUUUACUUUUAUGACCAUCGUAGUGUCUUACAUCCGUGUCCUCUUUGCCAUCCUGAAAAAGAAGUGUGCAAAGGGCAGGAGCAAAGCCUUCUCCAUGUGCAGUGCCCACCUGCUCUCUGUGUGCUUGUUCUACGGCACUCUCUUCUUCAUGUAUGUGCGUCCUGGAUCUGGCCCAGAUCAAUAUCAGGAUAAAAUGUAUUCCCUGUUCUACACAAUUAUAAUUCCCCUGCUGAACCCCUUUAUUUACAGCCUAAGAAACAAGGAAGUCUUAGGUGCCCUGAGAAAAGUGAUAAGGAAAUGGCUUUCAGGAAAACUUUCGUUAUUCUUUCCAUUUUACUCUCUGUUUAAAUAA